CGCGAUAUUUGCUUUCACUCGCCUCAACUAUGGCGGCAUCCAAAAGAAAACGUGGAGGAGAGGGAUCGUUUCACUUAAAGCCAAAAAAGGGUAAAAUUGUUGUAGACGACAGCAAAACACAAGAAAAUGCCAAACAAGAGACGAAAAAUGAAAUUACAGUCCCAGCACCGGUUUCAAUGGGCAAAUGGACCAACAAGGAAAGAGUUCUCAUCUUCUCUUCAAGAGGAAUCGACUUCAGAACAAGACACUUAAUGCAGGACCUAAGAACCAUGAUGCCUCAUUCAAAAGCAGAUACAAAAAUGGACAGGAAGGACAAGUUGUUUGUUGUCAAUGAGGUGUGCGACAUCAAAAAUUGCAACAAAUGCAUAUUUUUUGAGGCUAAAAAGAAGCAGGACCUGUACAUGUGGAUCGCCAAUAGCCCUCAUGGACCGUCUGCAAAGUUUCUGGUACAGAAUAUUCAUACGCUGGCUGAGAUCAAAAUGACAGGAAACUGCCUGAAAGGAUCCAGACCACUGCUCUCAUUUGAUCCUAAAUUUGACACUGAGCCCCAGUAUGCUGUACUGAAAGAGCUCUUCAUUCAGACAUUUUCCACUCCCCGCUACCAUCCUAAGAGUCAGCCUUUUGUGGACCACGUCUUCACAUUCACCAUCGCAGACAAUAGAAUAUGGUUUAGAAAUUACCAGAUCAUGGAGGAGGAUGCUGCUCUGGUGGAGAUCGGUCCUCGAUUUGUUCUUAACCUCAUGAAGAUCUUUCAGGGAAGCUUUGGAGGGCCCACUCUCUAUGAAAACCCACUCUACCGGUCCCCUAACUUGCACCGACGAGAGCUCCGGCUGGCAGCGGCAGCUAAAGUGCGAGAGAAGCAGCUGGUGAAAGACCUAAAGAAGAUAAAGAAGGCAGAAGUGAAGGUAAACGUGGACGCCGAUGUUACAGCUGACGUCUUCCUCACGCCAGCCGAGGAGAAGCCUGUCCACAUUCAGACAGAGGCUCCUGAGCCAAAAGUGAUGAAGAAGAACAAACGCAAAGCUUUCAAAAGGCAAAGGAUGCAGAUGGCUCGCAGAUAACUGAACGGACUGGAUUGAUUUGAAUGGAUGACUUACUGCUGCCAUAAUUUAUCUCUGAUAUCCUUAGACAAGUCAAGCUUUCAGCUUCUGGUUGGCUUUUUGGAAAACACACUUUGUGUUGCCAUAAUAUGAAAACUGACUCGUAUUUUUCAGACGAUAAGGCGCAUUAAGUUAAAACAGAUAAGUCAAACUUUAUUCAACUCAUUCAC
Nematolebias whitei (Rio pearlfish) is the source of this 1270-nucleotide messenger RNA. RefSeq names its product brix domain containing 2 (gene brix1). The record is from RefSeq and is a predicted model, not a curated record. Gene Ontology annotation, molecular function: rRNA binding. Lineage: Eukaryota; Metazoa; Chordata; Actinopteri; Cyprinodontiformes; Rivulidae. Gene Ontology annotation, cellular component: nucleolus. The transcript has 10 exons. Bases 30 to 1061 code for a protein of 343 amino acids. Gene Ontology annotation, biological process: ribosomal large subunit assembly; rRNA processing.